AAUUGGAAAGAAAGGUAAUAGGGAGAAAAGUACGAAGAAAGAGAGUAGAGACUUCCACGGGAAGAGAUCAAAGGAAAGACGGGUGCUCGAGCUUCGUCUUUCUCCCCUUGUUCACUGAGAAGAAGAUGAACGGUGGUCCAUCUGGCUUCAACAAUGCUCCUGUUACAAGAGCUUUCAUUAUUGCCUCUGCUCUCUUCACCGUGUUCUUUGGAAUCCAAGGCCGUUCAAGUAAACUCGGAUUGUCAUAUCUGGAUAUUUUUGGGAAGCUUCGACUUUGGAAGCUAAUUGUGUCAGCUUUUGCCUUUUCUUCCGUACCAGAAUUGAUGUUCGGACUCUACUUACUAUACUACUUCAGGGUCUUUGAGAGACAGAUAGGUUCCAAUAAGUACUCUGUCUUUAUCUUGUUCUCUAUAAUCGUUGCAUUACUCUUUGAGUUCCUCACACUAACACUCCUUAAAGAUUCUGCAGUGAACCUGGUCACAACAGGACCUUAUGGUCUUAUAUUUGCUUCAUUUGUCCCUUUUUUCUUUGAUAUACCAGUUUCAACAUGGUUUCGUGUAUUUGGAGUGCGCUUCUCUAAUAAGUCUUUCAUAUAUCUGGCUGGUCUGCAGCUGCUUUUAUCAUCCUGGAAAAGAUCCAUCUUACCAGGGUUAUGCGGCAUCCUAGCUGGUUCUUUAUACCGUUUGAAUGUCUUUCAUAUCCGCAAGACAAAGUUACCAGAGUUCGUUAUUUCAUUCUUUUCUCGGAUUUCUUGGCCAACCACGGGGAGUCCACCUUCAGCACCAGCUAGGAGUAUUGUAAGAAACAUACCAUCCAAUGCAAGUCGCCAAGUGGAGAGAAACUACCCGUCCUCCAUGCCAUCUGCCAUAGAGCCAUCAGAGGACUCUAUCGCUACCCUGGUUUCUAUGGGCUUUGACAGGAACCCAGCCCGGCAGGCACUUGUGCAGGCUAGAAACGAUGUCAAUGUGGCUACUAACAUCCUUCUCGAAGCACAGUCUCACUAGUUCCAUCAACACUGUUCCAUAAAAUGAAACCUAUAUUGUUUCAAAUUCUGAGAUGGAAUCUUAUCUGACACAGACAUGCUGGCCAAGCAAAUUUGCACGAAUGAGUGACAAGAUUGAUAUGCCUAGAGAAACCCCGUCAAGGUUUUUGCAGUAUCACUCUAAAGGAAAGGGUUUUCCUCUUUAUUUUUUCUUGUAAUUUUUAGUUUCUUUUGUAGUCCUUGUCAUUUUGGUUGUAGCUAUUGGUUGCAAGAUAAAUAUUCAUACGCCACUAACAGACAAUUCGAAACAUGUCCAAUUUUUCGCACUAACUUGUGAACUUGAUUCUAUGCCCAUGUAUGCCAUGCUUACCUUUGAUAGGUGUGAACAUGCA
This is a messenger RNA of Juglans regia (Persian walnut), 1374 nucleotides long. Its product is annotated as rhomboid-like protein 20. The coding region runs from base 126 to 1004 and encodes 292 amino acids. The record is from RefSeq and is a predicted model, not a curated record. Gene Ontology annotation, molecular function: serine-type endopeptidase activity; protein binding. Lineage: Eukaryota; Viridiplantae; Streptophyta; Magnoliopsida; Fagales; Juglandaceae. The transcript is spliced from 8 exons. Gene Ontology annotation, cellular component: membrane.